UGAAUCAUGCUAAAAAUACACAUAUAAUUCUCGAGUUCUUAUUCUUAAUUCAUUUCUUAACGAUCCGUUCUUCUGAAUCGGAUCAUUUGGGUGAUUUAUUGUAAAUCAAAUUGGUGCUUUCAUUGAGAGCUCGAGAAUCAUACUCAGGAAAAACCUUCCAAGAAAAUGAUGGUGCAGACACGCAGCAACGCAAAUUUAGGUACUAGAGCCCCCCACCAGGGCAAGAACAGCGCCAACGGAGGCCAGCACCCUCCUAUCAACGCAACGGAGGCGGAGGCCCUCAUCCAGAGGGUCGGAAUCACGGUGGAACAAUUCAGGGAGGUGCUGGCGGCUCUAACACCCAAUCGCGAGAUUGUGGUGGAGGACGCGACCGGAGAACCUGCAGGCGGGAAGGCUGGACCUGCGGGCUCGGGGGGAAAGAAGAAAAAGAAGGUAAGGCGGUCCCAAAAGAAGAAGGCGACCAAGCCCAACGGGAAAACAAGGGUCGAGGAUGAACUGUCCAGACUAGACGAGGAAGAUGAAUUGUCCUCCUUUGAGCGGGCGUCAGCCUUCGAUCAGUUGGGGGACCCCAAAUCAAAAAAGCCUCGAACCUCCGCGUUUGAUUGGUUGCAGUACACUCGGUCAGCUCGCAAGGGCGACAUGAGAGAGACACUCAAGGAGAGAAGAGGAGAGUCCUCCGCAACUUCCAAGAUCGGCUCGGAAGAGCAACGAAAGGCGGUCGAGGACAAGGAAGCAGUCGAGUUGUGGAGGAUAUACGAGCGAUUGGAGAAGCGGCUGGACGCCCAAAACCCAUACCGCCAGGCGGUCUUCAGCGAGGUAACGCCCUUCUCUAGAAAGAUAAUGUCUUGCCCUCUCCCGGACAAUUUUAAGACUCCACAGGUCAAAGCAUACAAUGGGACGACCGAUCCCCAGGAUCACCUUGCUCGCUUCGGGGCGAACGUGGUUAUGUGGGAGAAGGAGGCUAGGGACGUCCAAGUGGCGGAUGAUCAGGCCUUGAUCGCUAUGCUCCAAGAGGCACUCCCACAAGGUGAUGUGCGCAAGGAUCUACGACGAAAUCCGCUCUCGACCAACCAGGAGAUGCUAGCCAGGGCAAAGUAUCUGGCGUUGGAAGAUGAUGAUGACGAGCCACCUGUCCGGAAGGAGAAGAAGAGUGGACAGCCGGUGGCAGAGGGAAGAAUAAGGAAAGACUUUGAUGAAGAUUACCCACCAGUUCUUAGCCCCCAUUGGGAUGCAUUGGUGAUAAAGGUGGAGAUCAAUAAUGUGGUCGUCCACCGCACGUUGGUCGAUACUGGAAGCUCGAUCAACAUCAUGUACAACAACACCUUUAAGGAGCUGGGGUUGUCCCGGAGCGACAUGAAGCCAAUCCGUACCCCGCUGUCAGGAUUUACGGGGGACACUAUUGAAGAAGAAGGAACCAUCACGGUAAAGGCUGGGGUAGGAGAUGGCACCCACCGACUCUGGCUCGACAUGGAAUUCAUGGUAGUGCAACUUGACUGUGCACACCAUUUGAUCCUAGGGCGACCGGGUCUGGAGGACUUGGAGUGUGUAAUCUCCCCCGUCCACCUGUGUAUGAAGUUUAUCACCCCCACCGGGGUAGGAGUGGCUAGAGGGAAUCAGAGUUUGUCCCGGUCGUGCUACGUUAGGGCGACCAAGAGCCAAACACGGGUCGAUGAGAAUGUGAGCACGAUCUGUGCCGCCAUACAGAAGAAAGAGGGACGGCCCAGAGCAGAGCCGGCGGAGGAGGUAGAAGAAGUCGCUUUGGACCCAGCCAAGACGGAGCAUAAGGUGAAGAUAAGUAAGACCCUACCAGUUAGGUUGAAGGAGCAGUUGGUGGGUGUUCUUCGUUCGUUCAAAGUGCUGUUUCCCUGGGGUCUAGAGGAUAUGCCUAGGGUCGAUCCACGAAUCAUUUGCCAUAGAUUGGCAGUGGAUCCGGCCCACAGGCUGGCCCACCCGGUCCAUGUACUGUCUCAAAUUCUGAUUGGAACCCUCCUUCGGAGCCCGAACGCUCCGUCGCGUGUUAGCAAAUGGGGAGUAUACCUGGGCUCUUUUCAAAUAGAAUUUAAGCCGCGACCAGCGAUCAAGGGACAGGCCUUGGCGGAUUUUGUGGUAGAAUGCACCGCAAGAAAAGUGGAAUCCAACGAAGAAGAACCCGGGGGAAACUGGUGGACCAUAUACACCCAUGGCUCGUCCACGACCGAUGCUUCGAGGGGAGGUGUCGUGGCGAUAUCACCAGAGGGGUUCAAAGCAUACUACUCUGUAAGGUUCCGGUUUAAGGUCUCAAACAAUGAGGCUGAGUACGAGGCACUGCUCUGCGGUUUGAGGUUGGCAGCAUCAUUGAAAGCCGAGCGGAUCCAGGUUCGGUGUGAUUCCAAAUUGAUAGUGGGCCAUGUCACAGGCGAAUUUGAAGCCAAGGAUGAGCGGAUGAAGAAAUAUAGAGACACCGCUUUGGAAUUGCUUAAGGCAUUCGGGGCAUACCGGAUAGAGCAGGUCCGUCGAGAAGAAAAUGUUGAGGCGGACAUCUUAUCGAAGCUUGGUCCAGACUCUCCAGAUCAUAUCAAGGCGAUGACUCAGGAAGAAGAGUUGUUCGAGCCAAGCAUCAGUCCCGAACAAGUUUUUGUCGUUACACUCAAUGAGCCAGACUGGAUUGACGAACUCACCAUGUAUAUCCUCGACGGGUCGCUACCCACUGACCCGAUCGCUGCUAGAGUUGUUAAACGACGUGCACCUAGCUACACGCUAGAGUGCGGUCGGUUAUAUAAGCGAUCGUACAAUGGAACAUUGCUGAGGUGUUUAAGGAGAGACGACGCGCAGAAGUUAAUGGAAGAAAUCCAUGAAGGGAUAUGCUCAGCACACCAAGGAGCCUUUACGAUGUCCAGAAAGAUAACCCUGCAGGGGUAUUUCUGGCCAACAAUCAUCAGGGAUUACGCAGAAUACGUGCCUAAGUGCAAGGUCUGCCAGGAGUUUCAGAAGGUACCAGGGCGACCAGCAACAAAUUAUACCCCGAUCAGCACGUCGAUUCCUUUUGCUCGGUGGGGUAUUGAUCUAGUCGGCAUCCUGCCCAGGGGAGCAGGAAAUAAAAUGUACUUGGUGGUCGCGAUCGACUACUUUACUAAAUGGGUUGAGGCCACCCCAGUACCAACCAUCACCGAAGAGCAGAUGAGGAAAUUUGUGUCCAAACAAAUUGUAUGCCGUUUUGGGAUGCCCCAGCAGAUCAUCACUGAUAACGGAACCCAGUUCGAAGCUAAGGGGUUCAAUGAGUUUCUGCAGAGUUGGGGUAUAAAACUUAGCUACGUUGCGGUCGGAUACCCCCAGACCAAUGGGCAGGUUGAGAAUACUAACCGCACCAUUGUGGAUGGCUUGAAGAAGAGAAUAAUGGAGUGCAAAAGCGCCUAGGUGGAAGAGUUGCCUUAUAUCUUAUGGACCUACAGGACCACCCCAAGGAAAGCUAUUGGUGAAACUCUGUUUGCUCUCGCGUAUGGGUUCGAGGCGAGGGCUCCAGCUGAGACCUCGUUGCUAAGUUAUAGAGUGGAAACGUUUGACGCCAGGAGAACAAAGAGAACCUAAGGGCGGAGUUACAUCUUAUAGAUGAGCGGAGAGAAAGGGAAUAUAUCCGGAGAGAGAACUAUCGUCGGAAACUUAAGUCGUACCAUGAUCAAAGGGUGCGACCAAGGCAGUUCAGAAUGGGCGACUGAGUCCUAAGAAAAAGGGAAGUCAGUC
Molecule: messenger RNA, 3717 nt
Organism: Cuscuta campestris
Lineage: Eukaryota; Viridiplantae; Streptophyta; Magnoliopsida; Solanales; Convolvulaceae
Source: the annotation of a GenBank genome assembly